UUUUCAGCGCUAGGCAGAAAAGGAUUUUUAAUGUACAGAGGGAUUUUUAAUGUUCGGUUUGUCUUCAUUGCUUAUCUGGCUUGUUUUUAUCCGCUUUAUUUUUAGUCGUUUUGAAUAAUACAUUGUUGCACACAGUCCUGAAAUAUUAAACUGCAUGACUGGCGAUAUGCAAGCAUUUUAGGGUUUUCUAGUGCAGUUUAGCUGGGGGUGGAAAAAGGGUUCUACAAUUGCCAACACCCUCCAGCCAGCCAUACUGAAAGUGGCCCUACUUUUAUUCCACCUUAUUCCUAAAUGUGCAUAAGAUUGCUCAGGAAAUAAGCUAUCAAGAAAACGACAUACUCGGAACAACAACAACAACAUGACGUGAUCCGGAUACCCGACAGUUUGAACGGAUCAGCUCUCGCGAGAAGUCGGAAAUUUGAAUCGCUGCCGCCGCAGGUUUUUGAGCGGCCUUCUGCUGGAUGUAGAGAAGAGUACUUUGGUCUCACCGGUAGUACAUAUUUCAUUUCUAAAUGAUUACAAUUAUGAUAACGAUUUAAUUACGUUAUUCUGAAGUCUAUAACCAAGCAUCUACACACACCCAAAGUUGAAAUUAUGGAUUGUGGAAUACAGUUCAUUGAAACUCUAAAGAAGAUAAAAUUUUCAAAAGCAGAUUGUCUUAAUGGAGAAGACUUUGACUGGUUAUUUGAAACAUUAGAAGAUAAGUCAUUUUUGGAAUGGUUUUGUACCACUUUGAACGAGCAUCAUGCAUUAUCUGAUGCAGAGCUGCAGGCACAUAAUGUGCUUCUUAAUUCAUCAAAACCUCUAUUGGAACUGGAGGCUUUAGAUGAAGUUCUCAAGACUUGCACCACUCUUGAACUAAACACCAAUACUUGUGAAGAAGAUGAUGAAGAGAAUCUUAAAAUAUUAGAAGAUGAAUUUCAAGCUCUUCAAAAGAUGAAGCAGCUAAAGAUACAUCGUCGUAUCAAACUUCAAUUUAUGGCCUCAAGCAAUAAUCUUAUGUCGCAGAAGCUUAAAGAAAAAGGAGAGGAAACACCUAAAACACUGAAAGAGAGUCAGGGGAUUUUCACUGUCAUGAAUACAAAGAUAAACAAUGAGUUGCAGUAUCUUACCGAGCAAGUUGAAAAACUGACCUCUUUCUUUGCUGUUGCGUCAAGAGCAACAAAACAACAAGAGCUGGAUCUUCAUCCUGUGCUGCUAGUCCAACUUCCUUUAGAUAAAUACUUGGGUCAGGAAGAACAAAGCACUGCUGCUCUUACUUUGUAUACAAAAAAGCAAUUUUUUCAAGGCAUAUCUGAGCUCGUUGAGAGUUCUAAUGAAGAGAAUUUCCAGCUUAUUGAUAUAAGGAAUACAUUCAGUUAUGAAAAGAGCAGUGAUGUAUGUGGAGAAAGAUUAGAGCUGACUAGGCUGCAGAUGGCAUAUGUUUGUGCUCAGCAUCAACUGAUUCAACAGGAAGCUAAGAAUCUAAGCUUGAGAUCAGGUCUUCGGUGGGCAGAAGAAAAUACUGACUAUUUAAAAAGAACUCCUGAAAGAGAAAGAUUUGAAGCUAGAAUUUCUAGUUUGAACAAUGACAUCUCUAAAAUAAAAAAACAUUUGGCUCAGAUAAACAAUGAAACCCUACCUUUGCUGCUAAAAGAAGAUAAAGAGCUAUUGAACAUGCCUGUGGUUAGGGGUAAUUUUGAUCUACAGAUUGCUCGACAGGACUAUUUCAUGUCAAGACAAGAUCAGAUUUGUAACCAGUUGAUCAAACAGAAGGCCUCAUUUGAACUUCUUCAAUUGGCUUAUGAAAUUGAGUUGAGAAAACUUAGAGAAAACAGCCAUAUGCUGGAAAAUAUGGUGCAGGAUCUGAAACAGAGCAAUGUUACUUUGGGUGAAACACUAGAAAUAAUGUCUGAGCCUUCAGUAUCCCAUCAUAAAGUACUGAGAAGCACUGUUGAUUCAAAUGAUAUUGCCACACAUAGGUUGUGUCAGCUUCUGGAAGGAGAAAAUCUAAAACAGUUGUUCAGAACACACAAAGGCCUUGAGCAGAUGGCUGAAAAAUUACACCUAAACACAAUGACAGUGCUUGAUCAACUAGCAAUAACUAGCCAAGAACAAACUCUUCUGCUGUCAAAGAUGGAUGCUGCUCUAAUUGCCCUCCGUGAUUCCAUGUACUGCAGUGGAGAAAGCAUCUGUCUUAGCAGUCAGGAACUUGCUGAGAAGUUCAGUUGGCUGGAAUUUCAAUUGAAUAAAUUAAAUCAGCUUAUUAUGGAUUUUCUUGCUGAUAUAAAAGCUAAGAAGAAAGUAUUGGAAAAUAAUACAUUACAACAGAUGGAAAGAAAACUCUAUGUGUACUUUCUCAAAGACGUGGAACAUUUGAAGAACAUUGUUGAGAGACUAGAACGGCAAGUUAAGGUUCAAGCUAUGUCUUAAAGAUAAACGUUCAAUUCCUAGUGUACAAUUUUAGGUUAGUAUAUUUCUGUUUGAAACAAUUAAACUGUUUUAUUUAACACUACAAUGUAACAUAAAACUGCCCAGAGAGCCUCAGCUAUGGGGUGGCAUAUAAAUGAAAUGAAUGAGCAUAGGCAAGAAAAAACAGAAGGACUGAUCCUACAGCAUCAGAAAAUCACAAGAGAAAGAAAACAAAACAGGUACUGUCAGUUACUAUUUGAGCAAUUUGUAUCCUAUAUAUUUUGAAUUCAGGGACAAAAUAAAAUCUGAGAUGUUGUUAUAGAAAAUUGUUACAAACAAUCAGAAAACAUCCUAAUAACAAGUCUCUUUAGACUUGUUACAAUACUUUCCAUGUUUAUUACAGAGUUUUGGAAGAGAAACUUCAUCAGGUUUCAGUUUAGCCUGGAGGAAGCACAUCACCUCAAAAUGUAUAAGACAUUUCAUAUGUCAUGAAGAUGUUUCAUUAGCUCUCUUCCCUCUCUCUAAAAUUAAAUCAUUACAGCCCUAUGAACAUGACCAUGUAUCAGGAGUGUAUGGAUUAUUUUGUACAGUUAUACAUCUUUGUGCCUAAUGCUGGUUUUAAUCUAAUAUCUGCAUUUGCCUUUACAUUCCCAGUGCUCUGUGCAGUAGUAUGUAUUAGCCUCCCUCGCUCUGGUGCCCUGUAAAUGUGUUGAACUACACAUUCCAUAUUCAGCGUCUCAUCACUCCCAGCUAUAUCAAAAGAGCUCCAAGUUGGGGAAGGCUGCUUCAUCACUUCCCACUGUGCUGCACUGAAUUGCAGUGAGUGACUGAGACUGCAAUUGUACAGUCACAUGCACAGAGGUAAGCUCCCUGAACUCAGACUUGGUUCUGAAUAAGCAUGCAUAGUGCUGUUAGCGUUCCAUAGUUAAGAACAAUCAGUUGUAACCUUAAGUCUAGUACUUAGUACUAGAUGCAUUACUAGGUAGCAAUUAAGGAUAUAUGCGUGCAUUCAUAACAGUUAAGUUCUAAGCAUACCUGCUUCCAUGGGGUUUGAUGGAACAUUCAAGUAAAUGUUAUUUAAACAGGCUGUAAAUAUUAGCACUAUCAGUAUGUGAUUAAGACUCUUACAGAUCAAAUGCUAAAAUUCUACCCAAUACAUUUUUUUAACAAUUCUAUGUGUCAGGUGUUUUAUUUUCUAGGAAUAGUAAAAUGUAUACAAAAUGUUGUAAUUUCUAUCCCAUGUGUAUGGUGCAUUCCUCGGGGCCUAUUCUACUUCUUACCUACAAUUCCCUGAGGUAGGUUUGUGACUUUGAAAAAUCCAGCUAGUACAUUUUACUCUUGAAUGUUGAACAGUGGCUCCAUACUUCAGCACACUUAUCAACUAUUGGGUCUACAGAUGAACAGAAGUGGCUUAGUUCACAUGCUUUCUGGGACAGACCGUUCUGGAACUUAAGUAUUUUCUUCAUACAUCACAUUAAACCUUCUGAUCCUAAUAAGUAAAUUGUGGCAUCUAAACUUCUGGGCCUAAUUGAUUUCUUACACUUCCAUCCCACUUCCUUCCAUGUUGCUUGGAAUUGUAUAUAUGAUCAUCUCACCUAUUUAAUCCUCACAAUUGCAUUUUAGGCUGAAGGACUGUUAUUUAUGUAAGGCAGGUGAUAACUUCUUAUGGAUGGGGACCCGAAUAACAUCACCAAAUUCUUGGAUGUCCAGCCAGGGACCCUGGCUGAAGGAAUUUCAUGCACCAUGAAGUCACCUCAACUGAGGCACCAAGUAGAUUUUUUCAGCUUUCUUUGCUGUCAUACCUUCCUAUAGGGUCCAUUUUGAUUCAGGGGGAGAAUGCACAACAGCCAAAACACAUGCCUUGCUAAGUUUAAGUAUGUAC
Messenger RNA from Varanus komodoensis (Komodo dragon), 4273 nucleotides. RefSeq names its product HAUS augmin like complex subunit 3 (gene HAUS3). Gene Ontology annotation, cellular component: HAUS complex; mitotic spindle; centrosome. Bases 595 to 2412 code for a protein of 605 amino acids. The transcript has 5 exons. Gene Ontology annotation, biological process: spindle assembly; centrosome cycle. The record is from RefSeq and is a predicted model, not a curated record. NCBI's taxonomy places the organism in Eukaryota, Metazoa, Chordata, Lepidosauria, Squamata, Varanidae.